This is a messenger RNA of Rana temporaria (common frog), 1283 nucleotides long. It is a transcript of the gene MTAP, whose product is annotated as methylthioadenosine phosphorylase. The transcript is spliced from 8 exons. Bases 173 to 1012 code for a protein of 279 amino acids. The record is from RefSeq and is a predicted model, not a curated record. Gene Ontology annotation, molecular function: S-methyl-5-thioadenosine phosphorylase activity. Gene Ontology annotation, cellular component: cytosol. Gene Ontology annotation, biological process: nucleoside metabolic process. NCBI's taxonomy places the organism in Eukaryota, Metazoa, Chordata, Amphibia, Anura, Ranidae.
UAUAGUGACAUGCAGCAUCCCCUGACUAGCAGUGUGCAGUCUCCCAGGCCCUGGCCUGAGGUGAUUGGUGAUGUGUACAAUGCCUCCACCACUGCAGCGCUACUUCCUGGACUAGGCGGUACACAGGCAGCCCGUUAUCAGGAGGAGGAGAGCCUUGUGUCUGCCUCGUGCUAUGGCUGUGCGCGCUAUGAAGAUUGGAAUAAUUGGUGGCUCAGGACUGGAUGAUCCGGAUAUUUUGGAAGGCAGAACUGAGAAGUAUGUUGAUACACCGUUUGGCAAGCCAUCUGAUGCCUUGGUCUUAGGAAAGAUUAAGAAUGUGGACUGUGUGUUACUUGCAAGACAUGGCAGGCAGCAUACAAUUGCUCCAACAAAUGUUAAUUUUCGCGCCAAUAUUUGGGCUCUGAAAACUGAAGGCUGCUCUCAUAUCCUGGUCACUACGGCUUGUGGAUCACUGAGAGAGGAAAUUCAACCUGGGGAUGUUGUUUUAAUUGACCAGUUUAUUGACAGAACUACCAAAAGAGAACAGACCUUUUAUGAUGGAGGACCUAACUGUUUGGCAGGUGUGUGUCACAUUCCUAUGGCUGAGCCAUUCUGCAGUAAGACUAGAGAGGUGUUGAUAGACACUGCCAGAAAACUUGGUAUUAAAUGCCAUACAAAGGGUACAAUGAUCACCAUAGAAGGACCGAGGUUCAGCUCCAAAGCAGAAAGUAACAUGUUUCGUCUUUGGGGUGCUGAUGUCAUUAAUAUGACCACUGUUCCAGAAGUAGUCCUUGCUAAAGAAGUUGGGAUUUGUUAUGCCAGUGUUGCACUGGCUACUGAUUAUGACUGCUGGAAGGAACACGAAGAAGCGGUGUCUGUCGAUAGAGUGUUGAAAACCUUAAAAGAAAAUGCAAAUAAAGCAACUAGUAUUCUUCUGACUGCCAUCCCUCAGAUUGCAGCCAUGGACUGGUGUGAUACUCUUCAAAGCAUGAAGAGCACCGUUGAAAUGUCAGUCAUGCUUCCGAAACACUAAUGGCUUACAGCAGCUGAAAAAGACAUCUCAUCAGGGCACCAACUCUAGAAGAAUAAUAAAUUAAUGGUAUUCUACAUAAGCCUAUAAAGCAUUUUUUUUCCCCAAUUCUUGUCAACAGCAUGCAUAGGUAAUGUAUAAAGUGGGUUUACAAUACUGUCAAUAAAGUUUUCUUGUAUGUGAAAAUAAAGCAUGUAUUGCAAAAAAAAACUGAAAUUGCAGUAAUGGUAUAUUCCGUAGUGCAGUAGAAUUAAAGUAGACAAGAUGAAACACA